UAAAGAAUGCAGAAAUUUAAUAUUUGUACUAAGUUUGUUCGUAAAUAUUCAGGAGAAUAUAGCAUAUUCAAUUUUCCGGGAUUCGGCAACAAAGCAAUUGAAAAUAAUUGCACAAAGAAUAAAUUAGAAGAUCCUGUAAGUGGUAAAUGCCUUCAACCAACGUCCGGACGCAAAGCUACAGAGCCUGUUGAGAAGCGUUCGAAACUUUUGGAAAAAGUUAAAGAUACUGCUGAGAAGUUACUCUGUUCGAAAGAUAAAAAACCCGAAACUACUUCGACACCGAAACCGCAAUGUGGCAAAAUAGAGCCUACAAACAAGCCAGAAAAAGUGAAAUGUUUAAGGCCAGUGCCGCGACCAAUGCCAGUCACAGAAGUGCCCGAGGACUGCAAUGUGCAAAAACAAGAGAUUCCCAAAAUUAAACUGAGUGAUGGUUAUGUGAUGCCAAUGUUUGGUCUAGGCACUUGGGGUUCGAAACCGCAUAAGGUCACCAUGGCAGUAAUGCACGCCAUAAAAGUCGGUUAUCGCAUGAUCGAUUGUGCUCAUGUCUACGAAAAUGAGCAGGCAGUUGGUAAAGCUAUAAACGACUGCAUUAAGAAAUGCAUCGUUAAGCGUGACGAAAUAUUUAUAACAAGCAAAUUGUGGAAUACUUAUCAUCGUCCCGAAAUGGUGGUGGAAGGCUGUUGUCGUUCCUUAAAAGAUUUAAAUCUAUCGUAUCUUAACCUUUACCUCAUACACUGGCCCAUGGGCUACAAAGAGGGCAAGGAGUUGAUACCAUAUGACGCCUGUGGGCGAAUAUUAUCCUCACGCGUUGAUUAUGUUGACACCUGGCAAGCAAUGGAGGAUUUAGUUCAACGUGGUUUCACACGUUCCAUAGGCAUAUCUAAUUUCAAUAUGAAGCAAAUUGAACGAAUAUUGAAAAUUGCCAAAAUAAAACCAGUUGUCAAUCAAGUCGAAUGCCAUCCAUAUUUGAAUCAGAUGCGUCUUAUGGCAUAUCUGAAGAAGAAAAAAAUUGCACUUGUCGCAUACAGUCCGUUGGGAUCGCCAGCUAGACCAUGGGCGAAACCUGAUGAGCCAUAUGUAUUAGACGAUAAUAUGAUAAAAAGUAUAGCUUUUCAGCAAGGGCGUACAGCGGCGCAAGUUUGUAUCCGCUAUCAAAUACAACGUGGAAAUGCCGUAAUACCGAAAUCAGUGACUCCAAGUCGGAUUGAAAGCAAUUUCGAAGUUGCGGAUUUCGAAUUAGGUGACGAAGAGAUGAAAAUUAUUGACAAGUUGGAUAAAGGAUUUCGCGUAGUACCUUUGUCAAAACUAUCCAGUCAUCCAUAUUAUCCAUUCCAUGAUGCUUAUUGACAACUACAUUUAACGUUCUAGCGCAAAAAUCGAAAGUGAAGGAAAGUUCAUUUUAACAAAUAUUAUUUGAAACAUAUGCAAAUACGUAAAAAAUGUACAAAUACAAUCAAUGGUAGGAAUAUGUAUAA
Anastrepha ludens (Mexican fruit fly) is the source of this 1475-nucleotide messenger RNA. Its product is annotated as aldo-keto reductase family 1 member B1-like. The transcript is spliced from 6 exons. The coding region runs from base 7 to 1347 and encodes 446 amino acids. Gene Ontology annotation, cellular component: cytosol. Gene Ontology annotation, molecular function: aldose reductase (NADPH) activity. The record is from RefSeq and is a predicted model, not a curated record. Lineage: Eukaryota; Metazoa; Arthropoda; Insecta; Diptera; Tephritidae.